Molecule: messenger RNA, 4961 nt
Organism: Dalotia coriaria
Lineage: Eukaryota; Metazoa; Arthropoda; Insecta; Coleoptera; Staphylinidae
Product: chaoptin-like
Exons: 8
Coding region: 654-4499 (1281 amino acids)
Molecular function (GO): protein binding
Source: RefSeq, a predicted model, not a curated record
CGCGAUGCACGCUUUUGCGUGAAGCGUAACGUGCCCUCAAUAAUUUUAUAUAAUCAUACGUUUUUCAUUUAUAAAAGACUAAUUAGCAUAUGUGUUGUGUGCAGUACACCUCAGAACAGAUUUUUACGCUGGUAACGUAUACUUGUUCAUCAUUUUAAUCGCGUUAAAUUCUUUGGCACAUAUUUCUCCGUAUAAAGCAUACUACCUUGUGAAUUGUGUAUGAUACAUACUCAUAAAUCUUAAGACAAACUAUCAGCAUCUCGGUAAGAUGCUAACCAAAAGUGCCCGAAACGUCUCUAUGCAGGAAAGGUCGCUGCUGCAAGAAGCGACCGCCGACGCGUCUCCUGCCUGCCGGCUCAUGCGGCAAAAGCAAAUUUUGGUACGGAAUGUGCAUGUCGCGGGGCGGUCGGGGGGCAAAGGUGUACUUCACACACAAAGCCACGGUUGGCAUCAAAAGGCCUAUGAGCCUGUGUGAGUGUAAGACUUGAGAUUGUGCGCGAGUGCUACGUUGGUUUGUUUACUACAUUCCGUAGUAGAUAAAUAUGGGCCCGAGACGUUGAAGCAACAGCAUAACACCGUCGCAGGGGGAGUUGAACAACCUUGGUGUGUUUUGGGGACUAAACAAUGAGGGUGUCGUGCGUCUGCAGUGAGGGAUGAACGUCGUCAAUACCAGGAUUUCAUUCAGAUACGACAUGAUCGGAUGUCGGGCGGGACGCGCCUCGUCGUUCCUGCUGCCGCUGUUGUUGGUCCUGGGUUGUAUCGGCGGGAACGCUCAAGCCCUGCAGUCCUCCAGCUGCACCUUCAAUCCAAUGUGCCAGUGUUCAUCGGACCAACAUGAUCUACAUUCAAGAAUCAUUACGUCAAUCGUCUGCAUAUCAGUUCCAUUCUAUAAAAUGCCAAAUUUGCCCGAGGGCAGCAUCAGUCAACUAGAAGUCGUUGGCUCAAAGACGGCCGCCGUGGAGGCCGAGAGUUUGGCGGGCAGCCAAGUGCAUUCGCUGACGCUGUCCAACAAUCGUUUGCAACACGUGGCCGAAAGAGCCUUCAGCUCCAUGACGAAAACGCUAACUUCAUUAGACUUGAGCUACAAUCAACUCGAUGGUUUGCCCUUUCUUGCGCUGAAGGAAGUGAGAAACAUUCAAUGGCUGAACCUGCACGGGAACCAAAUCCAAUCGAUUGUGGGCGACUGGUCUCAUAUGAAGACAACGCUCUCCAAUCUUUUCCUCGGAGAGAAUGACAUCAGCGAAUUGCCACCCGAAGCCGGCAACGGCGGCGGUGGAGGCGAGCACCUAUCGAAAUCGCAUCACGGCCUCCGUCAAUUCAAGUCGCUCAUUUGGCUGAACGUCGACGGCAAUCGAAUAUCGAAGGUCCACAAGCAUUCGCUGCCCGCCAGCCUGCAGACCGUCAGUCUGUCGCAUAAUCUGAUCGAAAACUUCCCGGUUGAGAUCAUUGCCGGCUCGUCGCACUUGCAGUGGCUCUAUUUGCGCGGCAAUCACAUAAAAACGCUACCCGAUCACACCUUUGUACGAAAACUGUGGUUGGAGAAAAUUGAUUUGGGCGAGAACUACUUGAAAAGCCUGCCAAAACUGCCGUUCAACAACUCGAUUUACAUACGAGACUUGAAUUUGGCUUUCAAUGAUAUUAAAACGAUCGGCAGCGAAAGUUUCGCCGGAUUACAAUGCGGACGGAUAAUCUUUUCGCACAACCAGCUCGAGGGCGCCGAACGCGACGCAUUCGCUGGCAUCGAGAGCUCAUUAGAAUACUUAGAUCUCGACCACAAUAACUUCGUACAUGUACCGCACGCGCUAAGCCAUUUAAGGACUUUAAAAUACUUGUAUUUAUCCUCUAAUUCCCUUGCCGAAAUCCCCGAAACGGCAUUCGAGGGUUUCUGCGACAGCCUGCGAGCCGUCAGUUUUAGUGGCAAUCAUUUAACCCGUGUGCCGAUGGACGCGCUGCAGAACUGCUCGAAAAUAUCGCACUUCAACAUCGCCUACAACGAAAUUUACGAGAUUAACGAGUAUGAUUUUACAAACUGGGGCCAAAACAUUCGCAGCCUAAUACUUGGCAACAAUCACAUCACCAGUCUGAAGCCGCAAAUAUUUGCGGAACUCAAUCAAUUAAAAGAACUCAGCUUGAGUUUCAAUCCGCUGAGGCACAUUGAUGUAGAAGCCUUCUACGGGCUAGAAAAUCUCGAAAGUUUGGAGAUGUCGUUUGGCAUAGAUAUAGAUGAAUUACCUUAUGAAAUAUUCAGACCACUUAGCAAUCUGCAGUGGCUCUCGAUUGACAACAAUAACUUCUACUCCCUGCCGGAGGACGCCUUCGAUUAUCUGCCCGAACUCAAAUACAUCAAUCUUGAGUCGAAUAAGCUCAAUACGAUUCCUGAAAAGUUGUUCAAGUCUAAGAUACAUUCUAACUUGAAGGACGCGCGUUUUUCCAACAACGAAAUUUCCACGCUUCAUUCGAAUACGUUCAACGCACUUACGAGCUUGGAGACUAUCUUGCUGGCGACGAAUCGCAUUAAGGGCAUUCAGAAGAAUUGCUUUAACGACUUGCCCAAUUUGCAAAAAUUGAUUCUUGCAGAUAACCUGAUUUCACGAAUUAGCACUCACGCGUUCGCGAAUUUGCCAAAUUUGCAUAAACUCGAAUUAGAGAACAAUCUUCUCUCAGCGUUUUCGUUUAAGAUGUUCGCAAACAUUUCGACGCCGCUGCAUUUGAAUCUGAGUCGAAAUCAGAUAUCUACGUGCGAGGCUGAUAACAUGAUCCUGAACAUCGAAAUAUUGGAUUUGAAGUAUAACAACUUUGUCGCGAUCCCAAAGUGCUUAGAAAACGUGUCGCUGUUGCGAAAGCUGUAUAUUGACUACAACAUGAUAUCUGUGCUCGAACAGAACACGUUCAUGCACUUAACGUCGCUGGAAGAACUGGGGCUACAGCAGAACAACAUCCUCAACGUCAAUCGGCGAGCCUUUUUUGGCUUGCAAAACUUACAAACGCUUGAUAUGUCGAAGAACCUAAUCACCCAACUGCACAUUAAUCAAUUCUCUAACAUGCCGAAACUACGCAUACUAAAUUUGAGCAGCAACAACAUAAAUUACCUCCCAAAGGACUUAUUCAGCAAUACUAUCUUAGAAAUGCUAGAUUUGAGUUUCAACUCGUUUGCCGUCAUACCUAGUUUGAGUCUCUCCGAAGUUGGCACAACUCUACGCUACCUUUCUAUGCGCUCGAAUAACAUCGAGCACAUUGACAGCACUACCUUUCCGGCCAUGCCCUACCUACAGUUCCUUGAUCUUAGUACGAACAAACUAACCAUUCUUCCUGAUAACGUCUUCACUAGUCUUGGUAUGUUGCAAAAGCUGGAUUUGAGUGCAAAUCAAAUUCGGGCCAACUUUAAGGAAUUGUUUCACUACGCGCAAAGUCUGAAAGAACUUAAUCUUGCUAGCUCCGGAAUCAUUGCGACGCCUAGUCUCCCACUUCCGAACCUACUUUACCUCAAUCUGUCACGCAACAACAUCGAGAUCAUCAACAGGAACACAGUGCAAGACUUGGUAAAGCUGAAACAUCUCGACCUCAGUAACAACCAUGUCACGCAGAUUCCGGCACAUCUCUGGAUGCACCUGCCGUUGCUCAAAACUUUGGAUCUAUCCAACAACCCCAUUAAGGAAUUAAUAGCGGAUCAUUUUCAAGGGUUGAAAAACUUGCAAAACUUGAACAUCCAAGGAUUGAAGAAGUUGCAGAAAUUCGAGGCAAAGUCGCUGACACAAAUAAAGUUGCUGCACACAUUAGCGUUGCAGACGUGGCCGAAAAUAGAAAAUUUCAAGACGCAGCUGUGCUCGCUCCUAGCAAACUUGAAUCAAUUGCGGAUAUUAAAAUUGCAUAUCAACGAUCCAGUCUUGGACGAUCAACUUUUAUGCAUUUCGAAUAAGAAAAUAAGACAGCUUGAGAUAACAGGCAAGAUGCUCAAAAGCGUCGACAGAGAAGCUUUUCAGAAAUUCUCAAAAAAUCCAGAUUUAGUGCUUCGAAUUACGGGGACUGACAUCGAGGAGUUGCCUCCAGGAUUAUUUUCAAAUAUGUACAAAACCUCCUACCUGAACAUAGACCUCCGAAACAAUAUGCUUUCGUUUCUUAGUCCUGAAAUUUUCUAUGGCAAUGUAACCACGUGGAAAAACGUAGGAACGACUUUAAUUUCCGGAGGUUUAACUAUUUCGGAAAACCCAUUCAGAUGCGGUUGCCACUUGGCAUGGCUGGGCCAUUGGCUGAGAAGAUGGAUGCGCGAGAGUCUGCAAUCACAUAACGCCCCAGCCGAAACGUCGAUGCGGCUGAACGAUCUCGUCAGAGAAGCCACUUGCACUGAUUCUACGACGGGUGUUAAGCUGCCCAUCGUGCAGCUGCCACCCGAAGACAUGAGCUGCCAUGCCAGUGCAUUGAGCACUGCGCCAAAUUCAAACAAAACAUCUGUGAUCUUCUAUUUAAUGUGUUUUAUAAUAUUUAAUUUUAUCAAUCGUUAAUUGCCAUUUUAUUCAAUUUUACUUAAUAAUAAACAAAUCUUCCUAUCGUGCGUAGAUCACUAUAUAUAGUUUCAUCACCGUAGGUCAAUUCAUUUGAAAAGAACGCCAUUAGUAAGAGAAACUGUACAGUAUUGAAAAUCCCAUUUUGUUACGAAAUAUUUGUAUAAAAUAAUAAGAGAGAAAAAAAACGAAAAUAAAUAAUGGAUAUCUUGUAAAUAUAUAAAUUAAUAUAAAAUGUAAAUAAUAAUAAAAUGAUACAUAUCAUGACCGUUAGAGUUAGAGUAAUUUCUAUAUUUGAAUUGCUCAAUGAGUAACAUGAAAAGAUGUGAGUCAAUCAAAUGUGCACACAGAUUAUUUCUGAUUAAUCAUAGGUAAAUGAAUUUUUUGUAUAUUGAAAUAUAAUGCUGUUAAAACCAGUUUUUAAUAUAAGUAAACAGUCGUUUUUGUUUUUGACCAAUUAGA